AAUAUAAUGAAAUCACAGUUAUCCCCUCAGAGAAAAGUGAGAGUCACUGCAAUAGAAUCAAAGAUUGAAAAAGUCUGCCAACUCUUUGGCAAUUUUAGAGAAGCCAGUGAGCUCAGGAAGGCAUAUAAGAAGUUAGCAGUGAUCCCUAAGAAACUCGCUAAGAUGAAUUUAGUCUGAACACAGCCAUCGAGUGAUUUAUAAGUAAAAUGUGCAAGCAGAUAAACCCAAAACUUUUUGAAAAGGAUAUCACCAUUGAGGAUAUACAUGAGGAGAAGCAGAAGUCAAGGAACUUCGACAGCAUCGAUAAUGAAAAUCUAGAUUCAGACUCUAAGCUAGAAAAACAAUAUUCUGUUGAUUUAAGAGGGUUUUCAGAAGUAAAGAAGAAAAGAAUUGCGCAGAAUGAACAGCUUGUGAAUGGUAGAAAUUCUUCUGUGAUGAACUUGGAAUCAGCUGGAACUAGCUCAGGUCUCAUUAAAUUUAACAAAGAUUAUUACAAUUUGCUAAUGAAACAAAAUAAAAGAGGAUUUUAUCCUCCAAAGGCUUCUCGGAUUCAGAAUAUCUGAGUAGGCACUAAAACUUUGAAAUUUAAUGAAAUGAACAGAGAGAAAACUCUUAAAAGUUUAAAACGGUCCAAUAAGAAAUCUUAUUAUGCCUUGUUGAAAUAAGGAGUUUCAGAAUGGCCUGAAGAGGAUGAGCAGGAACUCUAAUAAUGGAAGACAAAAUACAAAGGAUCUGAGGAAUAACAUGAGUGUCCUUAGUAAUCAUAAGAAGAGCAAGCAAUUGAAAUCCAGAUCUGAGUCUGUUGAGAAGCUGAUUAGGAAUAAAACAAUCAAAUUAAAGAAGAAUUUUUAUAAGCCCUGAGCAAGUAUUCUUACAAUCAACCAAGUUCAUCUACCUUAUAUCAACUAUGAAACUGGUUACUCCGAGAAAAAUCCGGAAUUUCGGAGGACACAAAAAGCCUAUUGUCAAACUGCAUCAGAUUCAAAACUACGACAUCAUCUCUCAGUAAGCAAUACACGUAUGCGAGGAAACGAAAGCCCGUAUAAGAAAAUGACUCAGUCAAACAAGAAACAAACUCUUUCUCCAACUAAAACAAAAUAUUUGAUUGAUCUCUCUAUCAGCAAAGAGAUGGACGAGCUUCAGAACUCAAACGGGAACGUGUCUUCCCUCUUUACCUUAAAAGAGAUGUCAGGAAGUUAUGACAAGCCUAUCAAAAGGCCAAAAAGGAUCUCCUUGGACCCAAAAUAUGUUAAGACUAAGUAAGAUAUUCU
Molecule: messenger RNA, 1271 nt
Organism: Moneuplotes crassus
Lineage: Eukaryota; Ciliophora; Spirotrichea; Euplotida; Euplotidae
Source: the annotation of a GenBank genome assembly